UCAUUACUCACCUUCAAAAAUGUGCGGUUAGCUCCUCGGCCUGCGGUCGCGCCCAUACCAUGUCCGUGAAGACGUCGGCUCGAUGAGUGAGCCGGGAGAGAUAGACCUCGUCACAUUCCUGCCCUCGAUGCACUAUGAAAUACGACCGGAGCCAGUUAUAAUAAAGGGUUGUGGAGAUAUCACGAUUUUUGGAAUGAAUAACCGAUUCAAAGAGGAAUUUCCCAAUGAACUACAUGGAAAAUUAGCUCCGGAAGAGUUUCAAGAAACCAUUCGGAAAGUCAACGAUCGAUUGGAAAAAUCGUUACCAACCCAUGUGCGAUGGUUAUUCUGUGGUCUGCUCUGUUGCUGCUGCACAGCCGGCUGCUCCCUAUGGCCCGUCAUCCAUAUGAGCAGGCGAACGCGCAGGGAUCUGCAGAAGACACUUGACGCUGAAAAUCACCGUCUGUAUAUUAAUAUUGGCCUCCGCCUAUCGUUGGCAAAACAGCAAUCGUCGGAAUCAACUGCAUUAAUGGAAUAUGUCCUACGAAUCGAUCAACUUCCCAAAGUUUCAAUCUAUGCUCCGGAUUGAUUCUAUCCCCGUGAUAAUUGAAUACAGCUGAUCCCCAAAUUUACUCAUCACAGCCGAAUUAUGUGGUACUAUGCAUCUUCUCAUAGUGCUUCAGGUUCCAUGACAUUUCUGUGUAAUAUUAUCUUGUUUUUGACAGAUACCUCUCUCACACUAGGAGACUUACUCAUUGACCUAGCCCUUGAAGCUUAUCAUCACUGCUAAUUUCAAGUGGUAUCACUUCUAUAUCAAGCACAUCGGGUGUACAGCUGAGCCGUUUAACGCGUAACAUUGAUCAUUUUCCUCCACAUUUCCCAACUCUGUCCUGUUCUCGACUGUUUCCUUUUUUGUACAGGCUUCGGUUUUAUCGAAGCAGUGCUAUCGGUUUCAAUUUAUUAUAUCAUCCUCUUUGUUCAUCUCUACUCCUCAUCGAUGCAGCAUAAUACGCGAUUCCCUCUCACCUCCAAGUUUUCUCCUGUCCAUCUAGUCCUCCAUCUUUAGGCACUGCCGUUUAUUGUGAAAAGAACAAAACCCGUCCACUUUGCUUCAAUGAUUUCAUCCUGUUUACUACCCACUGGUUCCUUUCAACGCUUGUUUAACUGCGCUCAGUCAUACAAACGUUAACGCCUAGUUGUCGAGUAUGCUUUUUUCGAGCUCCUACGAUUGAGGGGCUUCUAGUUUGUUUCGAAUACAAACCAACAUUGC
Opisthorchis viverrini is the source of this 1249-nucleotide messenger RNA. RefSeq lists its product as hypothetical. NCBI's taxonomy places the organism in Eukaryota, Metazoa, Platyhelminthes, Trematoda, Opisthorchiida, Opisthorchiidae. The record is from RefSeq and is a predicted model, not a curated record. The transcript has 3 exons. Bases 83 to 568 code for a protein of 161 amino acids.